Molecule: messenger RNA, 924 nt
Organism: Peniophora sp. CBMAI 1063
Lineage: Eukaryota; Fungi; Basidiomycota; Agaricomycetes; Russulales; Peniophoraceae
Source: the annotation of a GenBank genome assembly
AUGUUCGGGGUACCGUCCCUCUUUUGGGCAUCGGUACUCGCUGUGCUCUUUCACCUCGCGUGGACGGCAAGUGCUGCAAAGGGUACGGUGAAGGCUCUUUCGGGUGACCAAGUCUCCUGGUACAAACCUUUCACGUACUUCGCGAGCGCGACCUACUGCAAGCCUCCAACUACGUUGGCAUGGAACUGCGGAGUCAAUUGCGAGGCUAACCCCGAUUUCGUGCCGAGUGCUUCUGGUGGAGAUGGGGCGCUUACGCAGUACUGUAAAGACCUCAGGUAUGUUGGAUACGAUCCUGGGCACACUACGGUGAUCGUAGGCUAUCAAGGGACGAACUUGACGGAAUUCUUUGCCGACUUCACCGACGCAAACUUCUUCCUUGCUCAACUCGAUCCUGAGCUCUUCCCCGGCAUGAGGCCGCCGAUCCUCGCCCACAGUGGCUUCCUUGCCGCCCAUGCACGUACUUCAGAUGCGGUAUUCGACGCAGUGAAAGCAACUAUAGCGGCGCAUCCAGCAGAUAGCGUUACGGUUGUCGGACAUUCACUUGGUUCUGCUCUUGCACUACUGGAAGCUGUAUCUCUCCAGCUGCGUCUCCCGGGAAUGCCUGUGCAACACAUUGGAUACGGAACACCUCGUGUCGGCAAUCCGGACUUCGCGCACUGGGUUGAUGUGCACUGUCCUGGAAGGAUCACGCGUAUCAUAAACAGCAAAGACCCAGUCGGCAUCGUGCCAGGUCAGUUCCUCGGCUAUGAACACGUCGCAGGAGAGAUCUACAUCACAGACGGUGGCUGGAUGAAGUGCGCUGGAAACGAUAAUCCCAGUAAACAAUGCGCGACGGGAGACACUGUUAGUGUGUUCGCUGCUGAAGCGGAGAAUCAUAACGGACCUUUCGAUGGGGUGAAGAUGGGCUGUCCGACGACGUCAUGA